This is a messenger RNA of Caenorhabditis remanei, 363 nucleotides long. RefSeq lists its product as uncharacterized. The transcript is spliced from 2 exons. Bases 1 to 363 code for a protein of 120 amino acids. The record is from RefSeq and is a predicted model, not a curated record. NCBI's taxonomy places the organism in Eukaryota, Metazoa, Nematoda, Chromadorea, Rhabditida, Rhabditidae.
AUGCCAUAUUUCUUCAUAGGAAUUGAUAGUCAAGGGGAAAUCGGAUGGAAAAGCGGGACGGCGAGCAAGAAAAUCAACGAUUUCUUCAUUGGCACGAGCAACACCAAGAAGGGCGAUAGUGGAGGGCUCCUAGUCAACGAAAAAGGAUUCCUCAUCGGAAUGAACACGGACAAAGUGAAGUUCGUACGACAAAGAAUCCACAGAAACGGCGAACCAGAAACUGAGGAUGAAUUUUACGGCCGUUUGACAGAACACACCAGCUCGAGCAAGUUUAUUUCCCAGGAGAACUUGAAAUACGCCGUAAGUUUUUUUGCCCACUGCAUAUUUCAAAGAUGUGAUGAUGCUUGUGACAAUCUUUCGUGA